Molecule: messenger RNA, 2727 nt
Organism: Diospyros lotus (date-plum)
Lineage: Eukaryota; Viridiplantae; Streptophyta; Magnoliopsida; Ericales; Ebenaceae
Product: receptor-like protein EIX2
Exons: 5
Molecular function (GO): protein binding
Source: RefSeq, a predicted model, not a curated record
GGCAAGGAUUUGAAUUGGGUAUCAAGUCUUUCCUGUCUGAGGUACCUAAAUUUGGGAGGUAAUGACUUGAGCAAGGUCUCAUCUCAUUGGCUUCAAACUGUUAAUUUGCUUCCUUCCCUUGUAGAACUACACUUGCCUCAAUGUCAGCUUCUCAACCUCCCGCUAUCUCUUCCAUCCACAAAUUUCACAUCUCUCUCAGUACUUGAACUUUCCAACAAUGGCUUCAACUCCUAUGCUAUACCCUAUUGGUUGUUCAAUCUUAGUGCCCUCGAAAAUCUUGAUCUAUCAGAGAAUUCCUUGGGAGGCCAGUUGCCAGCAAGUGUAGGAAAGCUUUGCAAUUUACAUAUAUUAAAGCUUUCUUUAAACAAUUUUAGUGGUGAGGUAACUGAAUUCAUCAAUGCUUUAUCAGGAUGCACUAAUAGUAGGUUAAAGACGUUGGACUUGGGAUACAACACAUUUAGAGGUUCAAUUCCUAACUCCAUAGGAAAUUUAUCUUCUUUGGAGUCCUUGUACCUCUCUUCUAAUCAAAUGAGUGGUAGCAUCCCGGACAAUCUUGGGCAGCUCUCUUCAAUGAUAGUGUUAGACCUCUCUGAGAAUCCAUGGCAAGGUGUCAUAACUGAAACCCAUUUGGCAAAUCUCUCAAAAUCAUGCCAAUUAGGUCCCAAAUUCCCCACGUGGCUUCAAGAUCAAAAUGAGUUGAAAACUGUGGUACUAAACAAUGUAAGAAUUUCAGGCCCCUUACCUGAUUGGCUAUUGAAGCUGGAUGUGCUUGUUGAUGAAUUAGAUGUCGCUCACAAUAACUUAAGCGGACAGGUGCCAAACUCACUGCGCUUCAGUUACCAAUCUACUGUUGAUCUUAGUUCAAACCGCUUGGAGGGCCCUCUUCCACUUUGGUCUUCCAAUGUAAGUGCACUUCAUCUGGGGGGCAACUUGUUCUCUGGGCCAAUUCCUCCUGACAUUGGUGAGGCAAUGUCAAUAUUGAUAGACUUAGAUAUCUCCCGAAACUAUCUAAAUGGUAGCAUUCCCUUGUCAAUAGGCAAUCUGACAGCCUUGAACAACCUAGCCAUCUCAAAUAAUCGACUAUCUGGAGUAAUUCCAAACAUUUGGAAUAGCAUGCCAUCUCUGUACUUCAUUGAUCUGUCAAACAACAGUUUAUCCGGUAAGAUCCCAAGCUCAAUAGGCUCCCAAGGUUGUUAUCUCGUAUUUCUAUUUCUGGGUAAGAAUAAUCUUUCAGGGCAGGUCCCAUCCAGCUUGCAGAAAUGCACACAUAUGGAAACUCUUGACAUUGGUGACAAUAAACUCUCUGGAAAUCUUCCAUCUUGGAUCGGAGAAACCAUGCUAUCUUUAUUGAUUCUUCGCGUGAGAAACAAUUCCUUUACAGGACACAUUCCUGGGCAAUUAUGUCGCCUCUCCAAUCUUCACAUAUUGGAUCUUUCACACAACAAGCUCACAGGGACAAUCCCAACUUGUUUAGGGAAUUUGAGUCGCUUGAAAAUUGAGCUUGAGUUGGAUUCUGAGCGAUAUGAAGGGAGCUUGCAGGUGGCCACCAAGGGUAGAAUAAUGGAGUACACAGAAACCACCCUUUACCUUGUGAAUAGUCUUGAUCUCUCCAGCAAUAACUUAUCCGGUGGCAUUCCGCAAGAACUGACCAUGCUUUCCAAGUUGGGCACCUUGAUCUUGUCCAGGAAUCAGUUGACAGGAAAGAUCCCGGAAAUGAUUGGGAACUUGAAAGAUUUAGAAACCCUCGAUCUUUCCCACAACAAACUUGUGGGUGAAAUCCCAACAAGCAUGGUUUCUUUGACCUUUCUAAGUCACUUGAACUUAUCGUUUAACAAUUUAUCUGGUAAAAUACCCACAAACAAUCAGUUUCAGACGUUCGAUGAUCCAUCCAUUUAUGGGGGUAAUCUUGCGCUUUGUGGGACUCCAUUGGCAACCAAAUGUAGUGGCAGUGGUAAUGGCAAUGGCGAGGCACCUUCUGGUGGGGGCAAAGAUGAUGAAGACGUUAAAGGUCGGUUGGAGAAGCUAUGGUUCUACUUGACUGUCACAGUAGGAUUCUUCAUGGGAUUUUGGGGAGUCUGUGGCAGUUUGAUGAUUAAGAAACGGUGGAGACUUGCAUAUUUUUGUUUUCUCGAGAAAAUAAUAGAUGAAACCACUAUAUUAAUCUUUAAAACCACUAAUCGUUUGAAGAGGAUGUUUAAGAGGCUUUCUGGUCAAGUCCCUUCCAACUUGCAAAAUUGCACAAGACUGGGUACUCUUGACGUUAGUGACAAUCAACUCUCUGGAAAUCUUCCAUCUUGGACCGGAGAAGCCAUGCCAACUUUAUCGAUUUUCCGUGCGAGGAACAAUUCCUUUACAGGGCACAUUCCUUGGCAAUUAUGUGGCCACUCUUAUCUUCAAAUAUUGGACCUUUCAAACAACAAGCUUACUGGGAUAAUCCCAACUUGUUUAGGGGAUUUGGUGGGCAGAAACGCAUUCAGGGCUUUCUCCAGCGAUGAUGAGACUACCUCUGUUGCUAUUAGCAUAUUCGAGCAUAACUCCCUCCUUAGGGAGAGUCAGAGGGUGACUGUUUCCAAGGAUGCUCUUGCCUUGGGUGCCGAUGGGAAUGAAAAAGAGAUGCUGUCAAUUACCCUUUUUCAUUCUCUUGUGUGCACUUGUGCUUCUUCAAGCCUUGAAACUUGGCUUCUGCUACGAGAGUUCCAAGGCGGUGGCGGGUUGCAUAGAAGCUGA